AUGCGUACCUUUCUCGUCGUCGUUAGCGCUGCGCUCGGUCUUGCCCAUGCGGCGACCAAUAUGCUGAGCCCUUAUGGGGCCAUGAGCAAGCGCCAGGGCGGGGCCUUCGAUCCGGAUGAACAGACCGGGCGCGGCGACACGUGCAUCGAAGCCUUCGGACCGGGCUAUAUCGAAUGCCGGCCUGAGUCGGCCACCGAGAACAGCCUCUGCAUCAACCCGGACGAGGGCCAGUCAUGCUGCCAAAAUCUCUGGGGCUGCCCGGCCGACUCCUUCUGCCUCGUGGAUGGCCUCUGCUGCCCUACCGGUCUCGACCCGGAGACGUGCGCAUCCGAAAAUGGCGUCGACCUCCCACCCAACUUCGGCAUCAGCACCGCGCCUCCCAUCGAGGAGACUGCCACGUCGACGCGCACUACCCGUGUCAGCACUGCUGCUCCCGACACCACGUCCACUCCUGACAGUGAGACCACGUCCGAGCCAGCCACUACCACUUCGGCGCCGACUACUAGUAGAACUGGCGGCAAUGGCACGACCACCCGCACUACCAGCCCUUCGAGUUCGAGCGGCGUCGUCACCGCUGCCGCGUACCAGGAGAAGGCCGGUGUUGCUGCCGUGGUUAUGGGGCUUGCUGCUGCCAUUGCGCUUUGA
This is a messenger RNA of Chaetomium strumarium, 645 nucleotides long. RefSeq lists its product as uncharacterized. The transcript has 3 exons. The coding region runs from base 1 to 645 and encodes 214 amino acids. Lineage: Eukaryota; Fungi; Ascomycota; Sordariomycetes; Sordariales; Chaetomiaceae. The record is from RefSeq and is a predicted model, not a curated record.